Aegilops tauschii subsp. strangulata is the source of this 1372-nucleotide messenger RNA. RefSeq names its product protein TILLER ANGLE CONTROL 1. The record is from RefSeq and is a predicted model, not a curated record. NCBI's taxonomy places the organism in Eukaryota, Viridiplantae, Streptophyta, Magnoliopsida, Poales, Poaceae. Gene Ontology annotation, biological process: morphogenesis of a branching structure.
CAGUGAAAGAAUUUACUUCACUUGAGUCAGGCCAAGCCAGUUGCAACCAAAAGUCCAUUCUUUUGUCUCCUGGACCAUUCAAUUAUGAGACUGGUAUGCUUAUAUAAAACCAGGCCUUGCAUUUGAGGAUCUGAGCUACUGUCUGGCUUUCACCUCUGACUCCAGAUUGGCUCUAGAGAGAUGGCCCUAAAGGUAUACAUUUAACUCCUGCUGACACACCGUUUGUCGGUGUAUAGUGUAUGCUGCAAAGUACAGGUGUUCAAUUGGCUGAAUCGGAAGAUGCAUUCCAAUGCGGAGUACUGCACCAUUGAUGAUAAUAAGGCCAUGGAGAAGGAAGACUCUGUGCACGGGAGUGUGGCUGAGCAAGACACUGAAGCCCUGCUGUUCCGUGAUGUGCUUCUUAAUGGCAUCCUUGCGAUUGGCACGCUUGGCCACAACGUGAACUCCCUUUGCCCUGAGGCCCGCCAUGAACAAGAUGAGUUCAUCGUCAUGGAUGAAGAAAAGGUGGACCAAGAAAAGUGCGAAGAGGAAAAGUGUGAGGACAAAGAAGAGGCAUUCGCUACAGCACCAAGUGCACCAGAACCUGCUAUUGAACCUGCCAAGAUGCAUUCAUCGUCGAUGAAAGAAUACAACUUCACGUGUUCUGUAAAGGAAGAAAUCCUGAUGUGUGAAGUUGAAGUGGAGGAUGUUGCUAAAGUCCAGGAACAACCACUUCUGAUGGUAGAGAAGGUGGAAAAAGUGAGAACUACACUUGCUGAUCUAUUUGCAGCCGAAACAUUCUCACCAAGUGAUACAGGGGAGAAGAGUCACCAGAAGACUGUCAUUAUUGCUGGGGCAUCCACUUCAAAACCUACAUUGUGCAUGAAAAAGACACAUAAAAAGAAGCCAAUAAAGCCAAUGCCAGAUCCGCUGAAGGCUACGAGAAAAUUAAGUCGAGUCGUGAAGAAGAUGCUGGGGAAGAAGAUCCACCCAGAGCAGCUCAAUGGACGUAGUAAUGCAGAGGAACCUCCUCUGCUUGGUGCCUAGGCUCGCGGACAAGUUUGUUUUCUCUUAUCUGGAUCAUGUUACAUUCCAUUGGAUCCCUACAGUGCUCCGGAGGUCCGGAUUCCUUUGCUCCAGAGAAGCAUCCAACCACAACGUACUACGUUCGCCGACAAUGUUUCAGUGCCUCAUCCGCUGCCUGUUCGCCCGCCAGUGCCGAAGAAUAGCCUGCUGUCUAAAUAUAUCUAUCUCUACAUGUCUUAUUGUUGAUUACAUGUUGAUUCGUGUGUAGAGCUACAGUUGCGGUGUCCUGUUGUCCUGUAAGAUUGAUGUUCUCGUCGUCUCCGUGUGUCGGUAUCAAUAAACCCUCCGCUUUAUCCACUCGCGUCGU